This is a messenger RNA of Rhizopus microsporus ATCC 52813, 1127 nucleotides long. RefSeq names its product NAD(P)-binding protein. Gene Ontology annotation, cellular component: membrane. NCBI's taxonomy places the organism in Eukaryota, Fungi, Mucoromycota, Mucoromycetes, Mucorales, Rhizopodaceae. Gene Ontology annotation, molecular function: oxidoreductase activity. The transcript has a single exon. The record is from RefSeq and is a predicted model, not a curated record. Bases 1 to 948 code for a protein of 315 amino acids.
AUGCAAAAAAUAUUAUUGGCAAUUGCAACCAUAGUCUUUAGUCAUUACUUGUUACUAAGAAAAAGACUAAAUAAGCGUAAAAGGCUGGUCAAGCCAGCGGGUGAACGAGUCGUGAUUUUAGGUUGCUCGUCUGGAAUCGGAAAAGAAUGUGCUUUACAAUAUGCAUCUCGUGGUGCCAAACUCAUUCUAUUUGCUCGUCGAGUCAAUUUACUUGAAGAUCUUCAAAAGGAAUGUGAACAAAAGGGUGCCUCUGCAGUGUAUUAUAUGAUAGGCGACGUGACAGUAGAAAAUGAUUUGGAAAAGCUAGCAAGUUUUACAAGAGAAAAGCUACAAGGAGUUGAUACAGUUAUAUAUUGUGCAGGCAUGAUAUCUGUUCGACCUUUCCUUGAAUCAUGUGGUAUCCAAGUAGAUAUCAAAUCAAAGACAGUAACAGAAAGGCCAACUGAAAAGAAUGCUCUCGGCCAAGCGCUUGACACGAUUACUAAAAUCAAUUAUUAUGCAGCAGUGUGGACUGCAAGGUUAUUCUUGCCAGUGUUGAUUGAAUCAUCUGCUGCACCCAACUACUUGGUCGUAUCAUCCAUGGCGGGAAAAGUCGGUGCUCCUACACGAUCUCUUUAUGCGGGAUCUAAACAUGCUUUACACGGUUUCUUUGACUCCAUCAGGGUCGAGUUACAUCCAUUGGGGGUGCAUAUCGGACUGAUUUGCCCAGGUACGGUUGAUACCGACCUGCGACAGUCUGCUGUUGACAAGUCACUUGGACAAGGAACCAUAUCCGGGUCAAAAAAGAACAAACUAUCUGCUGGUUCUGUGGCUCACCGUAUCAUUCAAGCGUCUGAUCUACGUGAACGAGAAAUAUAUAUACCUUCUUGGUUUGGUUACUCGGCUCUUUGGGCAAAGCUUCUGGCAAGUCCUCUUGUUGACUGGGCGGCUGCACAAAAGUACAAAUAAUAACAAUAUAUCAGUUUACCUUCUUUAUUGAUCAGGGGGAAUGCAAUUUCAGUUUAAAAUACGAUACCUCUUUGUUUAUCUCUACUUUUCCCAAAACUCGAAUUUAACGCAGUAAACUUUAUCUUGUUUUCUAAGCAUUGUUUCUGGAUAAAAUUAGCUUCUUGUUUUCUCCUUUUUUU